Molecule: messenger RNA, 1860 nt
Organism: Aureobasidium subglaciale EXF-2481
Lineage: Eukaryota; Fungi; Ascomycota; Dothideomycetes; Dothideales; Saccotheciaceae
Exons: 1
Coding region: 1-1860 (619 amino acids)
Biological process (GO): SCF-dependent proteasomal ubiquitin-dependent protein catabolic process
Cellular component (GO): SCF ubiquitin ligase complex
Molecular function (GO): protein binding
Source: RefSeq, a predicted model, not a curated record
AUGAACCUCAAGAAACAGCAGCUUAGUGUGCGGCUGAAAGACCAGAGGUCACCUACGACUACGCUGAUCGAUCUGCCAACAGAACUUCUCAAUCAAGUUGUGUCACAUUGUCCCGCCACCUCGGUCGGCCAUCUAUCAAGGACGUCAAGGUCUCUACAUGAAUUUGUCGAGAAAGAGGGUUGGCGAACAUUUACACAAACUCACUUUCCAUCGUUGAGUCCUUCAAUACACUGGCGAGAUGCUGCGCAUUCACUUACUACGUUAUCGCGUAAUUGGCAACGUCGGGCGUUCCUCGCAACAUAUCUCGGACCAUCAGGUGAUGCCAUCGCCCUGCCCAGUGGGCAGCCAAUCAAGAAAUGGAAACGACCGGGAGGCCAGACUAUGGGAUUUCAACCCGCUGUCGAUAGCUACGAGCACUUUGUCGAGAAUUGCUGGACAGAUCGACGACAAGUUGUUGCUUGGAGCGCUGGCGCAGAGUUGGUUGUACGUGUCAAGGUGAGAGAUGCAGCAACCGAAGACGCAUAUCGCAGCGCAUCACCUCGAGACAAACAGGAGAAAUUCGAAAACAACGGUACGCGGGUGCGGUGGUGGACCUACAAGCCUCUGAGCAGUGUCGAAGGCCGUGACGACAUCACCAGCAUAAAAAUUCUUAGGCCAAAAACUCAACAGGAACGCAAGAAUAUCGACAGCAGCGAACAAAUCAUCAUCGGAACCGCCAAUGGAGACUUGCAGCUGCUAGAAAUGCCGCCUGUCUCGGAAGGAAGUGUCAUCAAGACGUAUUAUGUCACGAACGGCGUCUCAGUACGGUCCAUGUCUUUAUCGAUGGAUUUCGAAAGCUCCCAGAAUCAACCACAGCACCUAGCUGCCAAUCUAUCAGACUCCAAGGUUGCACUAUAUCAAGUGGACUCUAUGCAGCUCAAAAUCGCGCCCGUUAGUGAGAUUGAUGCUACACCCCAAAGUCGAAAAGGUUGUCGAAUCUGGUCGACCAAGUUCUUGAGUCCCGGUCGCUUGGCCAUUGGAUUAGGGCCAUCUAUGGCACCCAUCAACAUCUUUGAAAUCCGUCCAGAAGGCAUUGUAGAAGAGCCCGUGCGGAGAAUAGGUCUUGCCGGAAGUGCGGAUGAACCAGAGACAGUCAGAGUUUCUUCGAUAUAUCCCAUCGAGCAUGUAUUGGACAGCAACGGUGGUCGUGAUGGCAAUCUUUUCCUCAGUGGUGGCUAUGAUGGUAUCGUGAGACUGCACGACAUGCGAUCGCCGUCACCAUCUACAGCUGUCUAUCACGACCCCACAGACGAUGCCGCCAUCUAUUCUCUCUUGUCCCGAGGCAGAGAUCGUGUCGUAGCCGGUGCUUCACGCCAUGGAUUACUCAAGAUGUUCGAUCUCCGCAUGUCUGGAGGUAGCCUAUACGACUAUGCCGGAUCCUCAGAUACCAAUGAUUCUGCCACUGGAGACUGGAACUUAUUCAUCAAUCCUCGAGAUAGAUACGUCAACUCGACAUGGAGAGGACCGAAUAGCUGGAUGCGUCGCAGUGCUGAGGGAUCCGUCUACAAUCUCUCAUCGCCAUCACCGACCUCACCCUUCAUCUUCGCGGGAGUGGAAAAUGCGGUUGUCGAGUUCAAUUUCUCCUCCGUACUUGAUAAACACCCAGAUCCGAUCUUCCUUGGAAAACCUCAUGGACGCAAGGGCCAACGAGCUCAUGCCCCUUCGUACCUGCAGCAUAAGCUCGACAUACUCAACUUGGCAAUGUACUCGCAGGGUACAGACGGCUCAAGAGAGGGCAUGAGAUUGCGUACUCAACGAAGUGUCCAGGAGACAAUAGGGCUGGGUACCAAUUCCACUGACCUGGACGAGCGUUGGAAGUAA